This is a messenger RNA of Effrenium voratum, 276 nucleotides long. The record is from the annotation of a GenBank genome assembly. Lineage: Eukaryota; Dinophyceae; Suessiales; Symbiodiniaceae.
AUGGCAUGCGAGCUCCAAGAGAAGCUCUGGGCGCUGGCGGAGCGCCGGCCCUCCGAGCCCUGCAAGCUCUUAGGCCAGGCCUUCGCAGGAAAGAAGAGCGUGGGCGAGCUGUCCAAAGCCCCUCAGACAACGGACCCGGGCCUGAAGUCGGCGCCGCCCCGGGAGUUCCUCCACUCUGCGGUGGCGGAAGACUUGGAGAAAGCGCUGGUGGAGGUGUACAACAAGGGCUCCCGCCGCGUUGUCUCCGACCUGGGGGAGAUCCUCAUGAAGCAGUGA